Molecule: messenger RNA, 1035 nt
Organism: Cryptomeria japonica (Japanese cedar)
Lineage: Eukaryota; Viridiplantae; Streptophyta; Pinopsida; Cupressales; Cupressaceae
Exons: 4
Coding region: 172-777 (201 amino acids)
Biological process (GO): protein folding
Source: RefSeq, a predicted model, not a curated record
GAUUGUCAGAUCCUCAUUAAAAUGGAAAGAAAAAUGAAAAUAAACUACUAAUACAUGCACCUAAUUCGAGGCCACCCUGUAGUAGUCGAUGCCCCAAAGCUGAUUGGAUCUUAUAUACCCACCAUGUAAAUGCCGGGGAAGACAAAUCGCUGAUCUGUCAGGGAAAGAAAGAUGAAGUGUAUACUCAUCGUGUAUGUCUUAUCAUUACUAUGUCUGAACCUGCAGAAGGCCAAUAUUGCAGAGGCCAAGAAGGUUGUUCACAUUCCAGACGAGCUAGACGAUGUGGUAGAUGAUGAAGAAGACGAAGAAUGGAAAGAAUGGGGGAAACCCAAGCCAAAAAUCCAACCAUUUGACCCACCGCCAGACUUUAACGGCAUGGAUCCUUCUCAGAUCCAGGCUGAGAUGUUGAAGAGACAUUCUGGCCCCUCAAUUGGUUUUGUCAAGCUUCGCCUUGAUGUGCCUCGCAUGAAGGAAGAAGUAACUGGGAUAGCCAAGAAGUGGACUCAACUGCUGCGGACGGGAUCUAUUGAAGCAAAGUUCAUGGCUGUUGAUGUCAACACUGUUAUGUUUACAAUGGAGCAGGGGCAAGACACUGCGGAGUUGAAAGAUUUUGUUUUGAGCCAACCAGAAGCUUAUGAGUUUAAGUUAGGCCAGCAUGCAUAUCGAAGACCUGGAGAUCCUCCACUUGAAGAAGUUAUAGAAAGGUUACGCACAAAUAAUGUUGAAGCAGCUGAGGGCGACCCUGCAAAGCAGUCUAACCCCAAGGAUGAACUUUGAAUAAGUAAUAAUUUGGAACAAUACAUUAUCUGGGUUGACGCAAGGAUGGAAACAGCAUUUAUAAACUGUAAAGAUUUUAGAUGCUUCUUCAGGCUUGUCAUUUGUCGAAUAACGUCUGUUAAAUUUUAUGAACUCUUAAUUCAUGGGAUGUUUCUAUAUGUCAUCCCUGAUAUGUAUUGAAAUUGGUUCACCUAAAUGUUCUUAAAAAACAAGAUAAAAUUUUAAGGUAUGGAUGAUUAAACGCUAAUGUUUUGAUUU